AUGGUCUCUCUCACUCUUCGCCAGUCUCUGGCCAUUGUCUUGGCCCUCGCUUCUGAUACCCUCGCCAAGGACUGGGACAUGACUGGAAAGAAGAUCAGGUACUAUGAGGUUGAGGUUAAGGAGUUCACCGCUCAAGUCUACCCCAACCUCAAGCCUGCCAACUUGGUUGGAUAUGAUGGCAUAGCGCCUGGACCAACUUUCCUCAUGGAACGUGGGGAGGAAGCUGUUGUUCGCUUCAUCAACCACGCCAAGAUGGCCAGCUCCGUUCAUCUUCACGGCUCUCCUUCGCGCACACCUUGGGAUGGUUGGGCUGAAGACGUCUUUAACCCUGGCCAAUACAAAGACUACUACUAUCCCAACAACCAGAACGCCCGCACUCUCUGGUACCACGACCACGCCAUCGACCACACCGCUGAGAAUGCCUACUUCGGCCAGGCUGGCGCAUAUAUCCUCCAUGAUUCUGCCGAAGACUCUCUUGGCCUCCCCAGCGGUUACGGCGUCUACGACAUUCCUCUGAUUCUCUCUGCGAAACAAUACAAUUCCGAUGGUACAUUGUACUCGCCUGCCAACGAACAGACCAGCUUAUACGGAGAUGUUAUCCACGUGAACGGACAGCCUUGGCCGUAUCUGAAGGUUGAGCCCCGCAAGUACCGUUUCCGUCUUCUCGAUGCCGCCAUUUCCCGGACAUUCUUCCUCUACCUCGAAGAUCUCAAGGCCAACAGGGUCGAAUUCGAAGUCAUCUCUUCCGACGCCGGACUCCUGACAGGACCCCAGAAGGUCAAGGAUCUCUACAUCUCCAUGGCCGAGCGCUACGAGAUUGUCAUCGACUUCUCCAAGUACAAGGGCGAGAAUGUCACGAUGCGCAACACCAGAGGCUUCGCCGCGGAUGUGGAUUAUCUGCACACCGACAAAGUUAUGCGCUUUGUAGUCAGCGACGAGUCGGUCAAUGACAAGUCCGAAGUCCCCUCCUCCCUCCGCGCCGUGCCGUUCCCCAAGGACAAGACCGGCGUUGACCAGCACUUCCUGUUCCACCGCACCGGCAGCGACUGGCGUAUCAACGGUGUCAUCUUUGCUGAUGUAAACAACCGCGUCCUCGCCAAGCCUAAGCGGGGUACUAUUGAGGUUUGGGAGCUUGAGAACAGCUCCGGCGGCUGGAGCCACCCAAUCCACAUCCACCUCGUGGACUUCCGCGUUAUCAAGCGUGUCAAUGGCCGCAGCAACACGGUCUUCCCGUACGAGUCUCAGGGUCUCAAGGACGUCGUCUGGGUCGGACCCGGUGAGACUGUUACCGUCGAGGCUCACUACGCCCCCUGGCCCGGUGUGUACAUGUUCCACUGCCACAACCUCAUCCAUGAGGACCACGAGAUGAUGGCUGCCUUCAACGUCACCAAGCUCGAGGACCUUGGGUACGACGAGGAAGCCUUCGCAGACCCCAUGCAGUUGGAGUGGCGUUCCAAGAACGAGAACUCUGAUGCAUCCAGUUGGGAUGCGAUCAAGUCACGCAUCGAGUACAUGGCCAAGCUCCAGCCCUACAACAACGAGCAAGAGGUCGAGAGCCGUCUGGAUGCUUACUGGGCCACCAAGACCAAUGCGCCUUCCCCAAGCUCGACACCCUCGACUCUGGUCGUCAGCACCACCACGAGCCCAGUGGUCACCUCACCCGCAGCCACUUCUGCCAGCUCGACCAUCACCUCCAAGGCCACCACCACCAGCAAGUCUGAUGACGACGACAAGAAGAAGAAGACUUCGUCGACUAGCACCAGCACCAGCACCACUUCGUCCAAGAAGAAGCGUGGCAUGCGCUUCCGCGGAGUGGACAUGGAGAUGCCCAAGCGCACCGCCGCGCCCCAGGCAUGA
Colletotrichum fioriniae is the source of this 1857-nucleotide messenger RNA. RefSeq lists its product as uncharacterized. The record is from RefSeq and is a predicted model, not a curated record. Lineage: Eukaryota; Fungi; Ascomycota; Sordariomycetes; Glomerellales; Glomerellaceae. Gene Ontology annotation, molecular function: oxidoreductase activity; copper ion binding.